Monosiga brevicollis MX1 is the source of this 1997-nucleotide messenger RNA. RefSeq lists its product as uncharacterized. The transcript has 4 exons. Bases 72 to 1775 code for a protein of 567 amino acids. The record is from RefSeq and is a predicted model, not a curated record. Lineage: Eukaryota; Choanoflagellata; Craspedida; Salpingoecidae.
GCCUCGUGGUUGUGGCUCAGCUUGCACUUCUCGGCGUGAUUUGAUUGCAGUCCCACAAAGGCACCGCCAGCAUGAUUGACGACGCAGUCCGGAAGGAAGUCCAGGAGGAGACGCAGCGCCAAAUGACCGACUUUGGCAAGGACUUUAUGUCUGCCUACAAGGGUCAAUUGGUCGGCGAAGCGAUUGAGAAGCACGAGGCCGGCGAGGAAGAGGGCCCCGCACUCGAGCUGCAGGAACGCCCCGAGUCGGAACCCCUGGUGGAUACCGAGCCCCUCAAGACGGCCACCUUUAUCAAGCGCGGCGAUGUUCGCAAGAACUGGAAGGAACGCUUCUUCGUGGUUCGCAAGGACCACAACAUUGACUACUACGAGUCGGAGCAGGCCUUCAAGGACGGCAAAAAGCCCAAGGGCACCAUCAACCUCUCGGGCUACGAGGUCGUGACGGAUCCCAAUGGUCGCAAGAUCAAGCAAAAGCAGGAUCAGGCCAAAGAGUUUGGUGAGGAAAUCGGUGACGUCGAGUACGACAAGUACGAGCCCCUGACCAUGGAGUGCUUUCACGACUCGAAGCGCCGCUGGCUCUUCAAGUUUGAGACCCAGGAUCAGUUUGAUGAGUGGGCCAUCACCUUUGCCGAGUGCUCCAAGCUCGUCAGCUCCCGCACCAUGGAGGAUGACCAGAUGUACGAGGCCUUUCAAGAAGCCUACACUGCCCGCAAAUCCCACACCUGGUACUACUACUGGAAAAAUUACUCGGGCACUGAAGCUGACAUGCUCACCGACCUCCUCACCGACAACGCUCGUCGCCGCUUCCUGGAAUCCACCAUCCGCAACCUCACCGGCCCCAUCAAGAUGAAGAAGGUCGCCCUCGGUAAAAUUGUUGCCUUCCUCCGGACAAUCAUUUCCGGCAUUGUCAAGGCCCAAUUCACGGCCCUCAUUACAGCCCUCAACGCCGUCAAGGAGACGGUCAAGAAGGGCCUCGAGACCGCCAUUGGUCCGAUCGUGGAACUCCGUGGCAAGCUCUGUGGUCAACUGGACGGCAGUGCUACCCCCAUCAUCAACCCCGUCGCCGAGAAGGUUCUCAGCCCCAUGGCCACUGCUUUGGCUGGCUUCCUUUCCCCCACCCUCUACAGCGCCUACGUGGGCCCCAAGCCCGAGUUUGAGAAGGAGUGCAAGCGCUACUCGGAAAAGGUGGCCGAUGGCUCCCCCCAAGACUCGGCCGACCAGAGCCUUCGCUGGAGCACCGAGUGCAGCUACUGGAUGUACCAUGACGGCUUUGAUUAUUUGUACAAGAUUGUCGACAAGUACUCGGACCUCAAGGGCAUGCUGCCCGACGUCGUCCGCAGCAACGAGACCAUGUCCAACCUGAUUGACUCGUACCUGGACUUGUACUCCUGGACCUGGAACGUGCGCUCCUCCAUUCGCGCCCUCUACGACCGGGCCGCCUACACCUACACGCAGGCCAUCAACGAGGACCCAGCCACCGCCAACGAAAAGCACGAUGCCGUUUUUGCCGCCACCUGGGCCAGCUUUGAGCACGAUGCCAAGUUCUCCGUGGUUCAAAACCUGGCUGACUUUGUGACCGGUCCUCUGUCCUUUGUUCUCAAGGACUCCAUCCUUGAGAAGCUGACCCCCCUGCUCGAGCCCAUCGACUCUCUCAUUCCGGAAACCCUCCAGGAGAUGAUCAGUGGCACCCUCAUCCUUGAAACUGUUCUUGAUAACCAUGUGGGCUCCAUUGCCAGCGGUGCUGCCGAGGCUGCCUGGGACAAGCGAUCUGCAUAAUUAAACAAGCCUAACCGCCUCGCGCUCUUGCGCCGCCACCAACCCGCGUCUUGUUCUGUUCUUGCUUUUUUGACAGCGUCUGUGUUUUUGAUCACCCGAGCCGGUGCAAAUUGUUACUCCUCGCGUGCAUUUUUGCAUGGCGCAGGCGUGUGCCUUUUGUGCACCUUUUUAGCAACUCGUUUUUUGCGCAAAACCGAUGUAAAUUGAAUGACCCUUCUCCUA